UCCUGCUGGCACUGCUUAUAUGCUGUAAUGUUUCAUAAUGUUCGUAAAAAUUUAAAACAUUAAAUAAGUAAUGCAGGUAAAAUGCUGCAAUGCGUCGGGCGUCUUAAAUUACUGUUAAUAAUUUUACAUGCCUGUUUAAUUUAAUUAUCUUAUAUCGAAUCUAGUCAUCAAAUUAAUGCUACUUUAAAAUCCGAGGAGUUCUUAUGUAGUGCACAGUUGACUAAGUUAUUUCUUUACUCGCAUUAUCUUACCAUGGCGAUUCAAAAUAAAGUUCUAUACGCAUUUCGCGGCUGGAUAGCUUUCGUGGCCUUCAUGGACCUAGGGACAGCUGGCCGAUCAUACAUAGAAAAAAGGUCCUUUUUAAGCCAUAACGGUGAAAAUGAUCCUUUGGACGGUACAAUAUCAAGAAUGUUGGGAAUGUUUUCUGUCUUGAAAGCUUUGGCAUUGAUACAUUGUACAUUGUACAUACAUUAUAGGCCAGUUGUUUCAAUGGGUUACUGGUCGCUGGUGCUGAAUAUCGUGCUAUAUUUCUCUGAAGCCUUCUACUUUCACUCAACUACUCUCAACUUUUAUGUGGUCUUCCCAUGUGUUUUGAAUAUACUUACCCUCCUUGGAUUAAUCUACCUGCCAUCAAAAAUAAAACUUUGGGGUACCAUCCCCGGUACAUCAGGGAUGGAGAGGGACUUAGACGAUGAAAAUGUGCAAAUACUUCGACAGAUGGGCAAUUUCCGAAGACGAAAAGGAAAUCCAGUAAAAAAUAAGCAUGUUUGAUUGACAGGUAUAACUAGAGUUAAGCGGAUGUUGGGCGUUAUAUAUGCCGUAAGUAAUUCUAAAGCAACCUAUUUGUCCAAUCUAUACACUAUUAGUAUCUCUCUAUCUCUUGUCUCGCUUUAACAGUAUUUGAGUGCGACAAAAAUGGCCACCCUGCAGUAAUGAUUAAGGUCAUUUCUAGGUCAAUAUUUACAAUUUAGUAAAUUAAUAUUUUUUGUACAAAAUGUUCUUCACAAUUAAAGACUCCCUGGGACUUGUCUCCUAAAGAAUGUUGUUAAAAAAAUAUUCACUAUUUAAAUAUAUACCUGUCGCAGCCAACUAGCUUAAUCAGCCGUUCAAUUAUCAGCCUAGCCGUUUAACUAACGGCCAGUUGAUUAAACAACUAGACAACAAAUUUAAUUCCACUUUUUGCCAAUCUCAAACUCGAAACGAAACUCUUCACACUGUCAAUAUGGCGUUGGCAAACCACAACUUUGAUGGUGUUUUCCAAAGUAUCAUGAUAAACAGUGUGCAGUAGUGACAAUAAUGUGAAGUUGACUUAAGCAAUUUAAUUUUAAAAGAAAUAUAUUUUAUGUCAUAUUUAUUACGAAUGGCCUAAGCAUUAGGCAGCCAGUUUAUUAAAUGUUGUAACAAACGCUACGGCUUAAUAUCUUUCGGGCUGUUAGUUAAACGGCUAGGGUGUUAAUUGAACGGCUAAUUAAGCUAGUUGGCUGCGACAUACCUACCGAAAAAAAUACUUGAUAUUUCAGUUGUAAUGAGUACGACAUGCAGCUUAUGUAACUUAGAAGUUUGCUUCGACGUUGACUUGUAUAAUAUUUGCAAUAUUUUUCCCUUCAAACCUUAACAUUAGGCUUAGAAGUAUUUGAAUUUAUAGAACAUUGUCUUAAGAUGCACGAUGUUGUUUUGCAAGGCACUUUCCUAUUUCCACCUUUGCCUUAUAAGACUUGUUUAAUGUGAUUCCCUUAUUACUGGAUUGUUUCGUGGAUUUAUACACUAACUAUUUAUUGCGACAUUUUCUUUGCGUUGUAUUGAAAAAUGUCAGUUGUCAGUUAAUACUUGGAAUGAAGUGUUCGCAGUAGCUUGCGCGAUGACCAAUAGUAUUUUAUCGUUUUAAUUGCAAAAAUCAUGCAUUACUUACCUAAAAGCUUAUGAAGUAGGUGAUCAAAUAUGGUUGAAUGUGAUAAUACACAAUAAUGCGGGUGUUAAAAACAGUGCUAACUCGUCCGAUAUAUGUCUUUUCCCUCUUGCCACCUUUUUCCGGGAUUCACCUUAUAUCCGCAUUGUAAGGAAACCGCAAACAGCUAUUCAUCACUUCCUCAUUUUUCCGACUUUCGUUAUUUUAUCUUAAUUUUGAAUUGAAUAUAUUUUUUACCAUUAAUUGCGCAGUCUUGCAAUCAUCUAGGGUUUGUUUAGUUUAUUCCAUAACACGUCCAAUGCCUCAGAAUAAGGAUAUUUUAUCUUAAUGGCGUAUCGCCUAAAUGUUGGGAUAGAGUUGGUUUGUUUGGUAGAUUAAGCCUACUCAAUAACGUGGCGUAGACAUGCCAUGUCUAUUUGAAGAAAAAGAAAAACCAGUACUUGUUUUAAAAUCUCUAUCAGUUUAAGGCAAAGCACAGUAGACUAUGCAUUAACACUUAAAUAAUUUCUUAGGAUUAGAAAGUUUAAUCUAUAAAAGCGCCAAUAUUAAACUAUAUAGAAAUCUACGCCAACAAACCAAAAACUAAUUUUCUAUACGUAGAUAAACACAAUUUUUACAAAAUGGACUCAUUUGUACAAAUCUGUGCCAAGGAAAUAUAUUUAAUGUUAUUUAUAAUGUAGGUCUACCGCCUAAGACCCAAGCCCUCCAUAGUUAUAAUAUUUCUAUGGGGUCAAAUGUUUGUAAAUUAUCGGUUUAGUUUGUGAAUUUAAACUACUUUGAUUGAGACCCUUACAGUUCAUACAGUAGUGUUAAUAAUAAGUCACUGCAUAUUAUUUCAAACUUUACUAACAGUAUAUACGGAUAAGUAUGGCGUUUAUUACUUCAAUGAUUUUUAUGCGGAUUGAAACCUUUUCCUAUUUUCGUAAAAAUGUCGUACUGUAAAGAAGUGGAUACUUAUUAUAAAAAGUGUAUGAUUUACUGUCGCGCUCCGUGUUGGAAGUAUCCUUCCUUCCUUAGUAGUUAAUCCUUCGGUCCGGAGUGGUAAAUACCAUUAGAUUUCAAAAUUCUAAACAGUCCUCUGCAUCCGUAAGGUAAGCCCAUAGCUGUAUAGUAUAACAGUUAUGGGCAGACUGAUCAGACUGAUCAGUAUUUUUGUUUUUUUUUAAAGUCCUUCAUCCACAUAUCAAGUAGGUCGUAUUGCAAAGUGUUUUGAAUAUUUAUAGAGGAUUUUGAAACGAAAUAAAUUUCUUUAAUAAUUUCCGCCAAUUUCUUUUUGUUUUAACACCUUAAACUAGAUAAGGCUAUGUUUUUUUUUAUAGUUUGUUUACCUUUUCGUACUAAUGCACGGUUUAAUAAAUUUUCAGAUCCUCCUAAUAGUUAUUAAUGUUUUGAUUUCUAAGAGUUACCAUGAUUUUUAUAAACUAUAGACACUUUUGUAAGCUAUGUAGAAAUCCGCUUUUCCAGAAUAAGUUAGAAGAGUGAAGAAGAGAAAAGACUUUCUGGAAUACGCGUAGUGCUUUAAUAGUUUUUUACUGUACUUAUAAAAAAAAUCCUAUAUAUUAUAACUGUGAGUUCUGUGCAACAGUAUGAAAAUUAUUUACCAAAGAAUGUUAGUCUGUUUACAGAUUUAAUUAGACUAGACCAGUGGUGGGCAAACUUUUUAAUGCCGGGACACAAAGUUUAAGAAAAUCUAGAGGAAAGCCAGAAUUAUAGAAUAAAUGCAUUGUUGUUAAA
This is a messenger RNA of Pieris brassicae (large cabbage white), 3640 nucleotides long. RefSeq lists its product as uncharacterized. The transcript has 4 exons. NCBI's taxonomy places the organism in Eukaryota, Metazoa, Arthropoda, Insecta, Lepidoptera, Pieridae. The record is from RefSeq and is a predicted model, not a curated record. Gene Ontology annotation, molecular function: protein-macromolecule adaptor activity. Gene Ontology annotation, cellular component: membrane; endoplasmic reticulum. The coding region runs from base 253 to 771 and encodes 172 amino acids.